AUGUUAUUUUAUUCAUUGUCAUUACGUCUAUUAUUACUAUUAUUACUACUAAUUCUAAAUUGGGUUCAAGCUGACUUCACACCACAUUUUCGAGCAUUUAUACACAACAAUUAUGGAAUUGGUAUUGUACAAAAUUUGGAACGCACUGAUUUAGGAAGAGAUGCAAGUUUUGGUGGUAAGAGAUACAAUGAUGAAGAAUUUAAAAAUCAAGCCGUUAUAUUGGUUCAUGAUGCUGCAAGUUCAGCUAAGGGAUUACAGGUGACUACUACAUAUGUAUAUUUUCUUCUCUCAAAAGGAUAUAAUCAAUCAGAUAUAUAUGGCACUACAUGGGGUGACGGGGGAACAACACCUAUUGCGCUCGUUGAUAUGAAAUGUUCAUACGUUAAACAAAUCAGAAGCAUGAUAAUCGCUGUACGACAAUAUACGGGUACAAGGGUUGACGUAAUUGCGUAUUCAGUAGGGUCACCGAUUGCGCGUAAAGCAAUUCUUGGUGGAAAUUGCGUGGAUACUCGAGAAAUUCUUGGUCCACCUCUUACUGAGUUAAUUGACACAUAUCUAAGUGUUGCGGGUGCAAAUUACGGUGUUUCAUUGUGUUUUGUACCGAUACCACUUGGAGCAUGUAACCGCAGAACUGGUCUGCAUUGUCGGUCAUCAUUUCUACACGAUAUCAACAGACAAAUUCGAUAUGAAGGCACAUUCAUCUUCAGCAUUUUUUCAGAUUCUGAUGAAAAAAUUGGUUUUCGAGGUUGCGGUACAUUGCUCAGUCCAAUUAAGGGUGCAACAGGCUAUGUAAAGAAAGAAUUAUUAAGUCAUGAGCAAACCAAAGAUAGUACUUAUGUGAUGCAACGAAAUUUCAUUCAAAAACAUCGACCGAUUUGA
This is a messenger RNA of Thelazia callipaeda (thelaziosis nematode), 879 nucleotides long. The record is from the annotation of a GenBank genome assembly. Lineage: Eukaryota; Metazoa; Nematoda; Chromadorea; Rhabditida; Thelaziidae.